CAAGUCAUUAGCCUAGCUCCUACUUCAGUUAUCCCGCCAAAAACACAAACCACCUACAAAAUGUUCAAAGUUCUGUUCGUGCUCGCCGCCUUCGCCGCCGCCCAGGCGCACGCCCAUCCCGGAGUGGUGGCCGUGGCUCCCGUGGUGGCCCACCCGGCGGUAGUCCACACGCCUAUCAUCCAUCACGGCGCCCACUCGGUGCACUCCCACGUGGUUCAUCAUCCGGCAGCCGUCAAGGUCAUCACCCCCGUGGUCCACAAGCCCGUGGUGGCGGUGCAUCAUGUCAGACCGGUGGUUCCCCUGGUUCCAGUGCAUCAUGCCGCCCCCGCUGUCCUUGUGCAUCAUUAACUGCAGUGAAUACAUGGAUGCCUUCCCGUUCC
This is a messenger RNA of Drosophila subpulchrella, 380 nucleotides long. RefSeq lists its product as uncharacterized. The coding region runs from base 61 to 348 and encodes 95 amino acids. The record is from RefSeq and is a predicted model, not a curated record. Lineage: Eukaryota; Metazoa; Arthropoda; Insecta; Diptera; Drosophilidae. The transcript has 3 exons.